Molecule: messenger RNA, 3713 nt
Organism: Grus americana (Whooping crane)
Lineage: Eukaryota; Metazoa; Chordata; Aves; Gruiformes; Gruidae
Gene: SMAD7
Product: SMAD family member 7
Exons: 5
Coding region: 1211-2380 (389 amino acids)
Biological process (GO): anatomical structure morphogenesis; cell differentiation; transforming growth factor beta receptor signaling pathway
Cellular component (GO): heteromeric SMAD protein complex
Molecular function (GO): I-SMAD binding; transcription regulator inhibitor activity
Source: RefSeq, a predicted model, not a curated record
AGCGAGCGGGGCGGCGGAGGGGGGGGGGAGGCGGGCGCGGCCGAGCGCGCAGGCACCGCGCUUGCUGCCGGCUCAGCGCUCCCGCCGCGCCCGGGCUCCGCCGCCGCGGCUCCCUCGCAGCAAGGGAAAGACGGAGGCGCUGGUGCGGGGAGGGAGCUUCUUUGCACCGAGCGGAGGGAAGGGGGGAAAAAAAAAAAAAAAGAAAAAAAAAAACAACACCCAAAAAAGGAGGAGGAGGAGGAGAAAGAGGAGGAGGAGGAGGAGGGGAAGGAAGGCAGGAAGGAGGAGAGAGGAGGAAAAAAAACCCCACCGAGCCAGACGCGCCGGCAGCACGGAGAGGGUCGCCGGCGGGCUGCCCCCGCACCCAUCAGCCGGAUCAAGACUCCGUGUGUGUGUGUGUGUGUGGAUUAAAACCUUGGGGAAGAAGGAGGAGAAAAAAAUCCCAAACCCCGCAUCAGGACGACCUGGGCUUUAAAAAGGGAUACAACACUCUGGAUGCGCUUGUUCUUCUCUUUUGUGACAGAUGCUUAAACCGAUUCCGACGUCCAAAUCUUAGGGUUGGUCGGGGUUUUUUUUCUUUUUUUUAUUUUUAAUUUUUUUAUUAGACAUCGUUUUUGCUUGCUUUUUUAUCUUUUGAUUCUGCCCUGCGUCGCAUCAAUCUCGUCUCUCUCUCCCCCUCCGCCCACCCGCUUCCCCCCCCCUCUCCAGGACUGGCGGGUUGAUGGGAGCUGCGGCCCCCAGGAGGCCGAGGAUCCCCCGCGGCUCCAGCCGCGCUCCGCAGCCGCGCAGGGCGGCGCGGCGCCGGCAACCUCAGCCCGCCUCCUCCAGCGCGAUGCGCCGCAGACUGUAGACGGGCUUUUGAUUUUUCUUUUCUUUUUUGGGCAAAGCCAGAGCAAGCAGCGGCUUGCUCCCCCCCCCCCCCUUUUUCUUUCCUCUCCCCCCCCCCCUUUUUUUUUUGGUAGGGUUUUUGUUUUUAGCAGCGGGCGGAGGCGCGGGCCGGCGCAGCCGCCCGCGGGAGGCGGCGGGACCCGCGGCCCCAGCGCGGAGACUGGCGCAUGCCACAGCCCGCCUGGGCCCCGCCGCCGCCUUCCCCCCGCCGUCCGCCGCCUGCCGCUGCCCGCCGCCGCCGCUGCGUCUCGGUUCCCGGCCCCUUCAUGCGCGGCGGACGACAUGCCCGUUUUGUAGCCGGGGGCCUCUCCUCUCGUCCCGCAUGUUCAGGACCAAACGCUCGGUGCUCGUUCGGCGGCUUUGGCGGAGCCGUGCGCCCGGCGGCGAGGAGGAGGAGGAGGCGGCGGCGGGCGAACCCGGCGCGGCGGCCGAGGCCCGGGCGCAUGUCUGCGGCGGGGGGCGCGGGUGUUGCCCGGGCAAGGCGGGCCGCGGUGGCCGGUCGUCCGCGGGCGCGGAGGCGGAACUGAAGGCGCUGACCCACGCCGUGCUGAAGCGGCUGAAGGAGCGGCAGCUGGAGGGGUUGUUGCACGCCGUGGAGUCCCGCGGUGGGGCGCGGACCCCCUGCCUGCUGCUGCCCGCCAAGGCCGACUCGCGGUUGGGCCAGCACUGGUACCCGCUGCCGGUGCUGCUCUGCAAGGUGUUCCGUUGGCCCGACCUCCGCAACUGCUCCGAAGUGAAGCGGUUAUGUUGCUGUGAAUCCUACGGCAAGGCUCACUCCGAGCUCGUCUGCUGCAACCCGUACCACCUCAGCCGGCUCUGCGAGCUAGAGUCUCCCCCUCCACCCUACUCCAGAUAUCCAAUGGAUUUUCUCAAACCAACUGAUUGUCCAGACUCUGUGCCUUCCUCCACUGAAACAGGGGGAACUAAUUGUCUAGCCCCUGGGGGGCUUUCAGAUUCCCAAGUUCUUCAGGAGCCGGGGGGUCGGUCACACUGGUGCGUGGUGGCAUACUGGGAAGAGAAGACACGUGUGGGUCGGCUGUACUCUGUCCAAGAGCCCUCCCUGGAUAUCUUCUAUGAUCUACCUCAGGGGAAUGGUUUCUGCCUCGGACAGCUCAACUCGGACAACAAAAGCCAACUGGUGCAGAAGGUCCGCAGCAAGAUCGGCUAUGGCAUCCAGCUCACCAAGGAAGUGGACGGCGUGUGGGUGUACAACCGCAGCAGUUACCCCAUUUUCAUCAAGUCGGCCACACUGGACAACCCCGACUCCAGGACGUUGCUGGUUCACAAAGUGUUUCCAGGUUUUUCCAUCAAGGCUUUUGACUAUGAGAAGGCGUACAGCUUGCAGAGACCCAACGACCAUGAGUUCAUGCAGCAACCAUGGACCGGAUUUACUGUUCAGAUCAGCUUUGUGAAAGGCUGGGGCCAGUGCUACACGAGACAGUUCAUCAGCAGUUGCCCGUGCUGGUUGGAGGUUAUUUUUAAUAACCGAUGACUCGAGACACAGUGGACUUAAGACAUUUCUACUACUUUGCUGCUAUUAUUUCCUUCUGAGUGCUUGCUUUUCAUGCAAACUUCUUGUUUUUGUUGUUUUGUUUGUUCGUGUGUGUGUGUCCCGUCUCCCUACACCCCCCCCCCAUUUUGAGAAAUAGCUUAUGGAAAGAUUUUUUUGCCUUGGGUAUUUUGAUAAAUAUAUCUAUUUUUUAAAAGUGUGAAUGACCAAUAACUCAGAAGGACGAGAGAAGGAUGCGGGGGGGAUAUGUGUGGAUCUCACGCAAUAAUUAUUUCACGCCUCUGAAAGGAUUAUCCUAUGUGAUCGAUGGAUUCGGAAGCCACUUGCUAUAUGUUACAGCUCCUUCUCUUGGAUAAAACAACAAGAUACCUGUAUUUUUUAUGCACCACCUUCCCCUUGCUGCCAGCCAUCCCCAGUGACAGUGAAACUGAGACCCCUUCCUCAGCAGUGCUAACCCCAUGUUGCCGCCGAAGGAUGGUGCAAAAUCUUCCCCAGCCAGGUCUUUACCCACUCUUUUAUUUUAUUUUUCUUGUUGCUGGGUUCACGUCUUGUCACUGUGUUCAUCCUUCCACUGCUACUUUUUUUUCUUUUAAUGGUCAUGGAUUGAUGCAAGGGGAGAAAACAACAGUGGAGAAACCUCAUGCAUGGCCUGUGCUUUAUAAUUUGAGCUGAGAUGCAAAGCGACAGAAGCCUAAGCCUAAAAAAAAAAACCAAAAAAAACCCCCAAAAAAAGAGAAAAAAAAAAAACCACAAAACAAAACAAACAAAACAAAUGGGGAAAAAAAAGCGUUCAUGAUAGUUGGUCUGUUGUAACCUACUUAGAUCAGGUUAUCUUGGUACCAUCCUAUCUGGAAAUGCAGUUGUACUUUCAUUUCUUCUUGAAUUCAUACACAAGUAUGAUACUUUUACACUGUUCUUAGCUCAAUGAGCAUGUUUAGACCUUAACAUAAGCUAUUUUUCUAAAUAUAAAGGUUUAAAUGAACAAGAGAGCAUUCUCAUUGGAACUUUAGCAUUGUAGUGCUUUGGAAAUAAAACACACACAAAAAAAGGACUCCUUAAAAAAACCCUGAGAUUUAUUAAAGAAAAAAAUGUAUUUUAUGUUAUAUAUAAAUAUAUUAUUACUUGUAAAUAUAAAGACUUUUAUAAGCAUCAUUAUUUAUGUAUUGUGCAAUGUGUAUAAACGAGAAAAAAAUAAGAAAGAUGCACUUUGCUUUAAUAUAAAUGCAAAUAACAUGCCAAAUUAAAAAAAAAAAAAAGAACACGAGAUUGGUGGUUUUUUCUAUGGGUGUUAUCAUCCAGAUGAAUGUUUUUUCUA